Triticum aestivum (bread wheat) is the source of this 976-nucleotide messenger RNA. RefSeq lists its product as uncharacterized. Lineage: Eukaryota; Viridiplantae; Streptophyta; Magnoliopsida; Poales; Poaceae. Gene Ontology annotation, biological process: regulatory ncRNA-mediated gene silencing. The transcript is spliced from 3 exons. Bases 114 to 728 code for a protein of 204 amino acids. The record is from RefSeq and is a predicted model, not a curated record.
UCGCCUCCCUCUCCCUCCUCUCUGCUCUGCCUCAUCGUCUCCCUCACCGGCCACCCCACCUGCUCGCUCACCACCGCCGCCUCCCUCUCUUCUCCUGCUUGCUUCUGGCUCGGAUGGAGCAAGGCCGUAGUGAAGCCGCCGUCGCGGGCGGAGAUCUGCAGAAGACGGGCGCGGAGACCGUGGCAGCUGCCGUGCAGACCCUCGUCGGCGGUGCGGGUGCAGGAGGUGUUGCAUCCCCACGCGCUGGAUCGGUCGCUGCGGCGGCGGAUGUGGAGGAGAAGAAGGUGGCCGUGGCGGACUUCGCCGUGCCAGAGCUUGGCAUGACGGCGUCGAGCGGCCCGUCUCAUGGACCUGCGGAGGCCGGCGGCGAGCACGUGGACCUGCAGAAUGAGGAAGCUGCUGGCAACAAGAGGAAGCUGGACAUCGCUGGGUUCAACGACUCGUCUGAUUCUGACGAUGACGAGGAGUACAACUCUGGAGAUGAGGUGGAAGAGUGGAACCACGAGUCCUUCAUUGAGCAUGAAGCCAACAAGAUCAGGGAGAAGGGGAAGGCGGCGUACUACGAGUGGGGCAAGUUCAGGUGCCCAUACUGCACCACUAAGCCAAUUCCCAAGGAUGGGCUGUAUGAGCACCUUAUGUCGCAUGCACGCGGUUUAAAGACGAGUGGGAGCGACGUGAAGAUCAGGGCAGAGCAUGCAGCCCUCCUGAAGGCUAUGGGUCCCAUCUAGUCACCCUCUGUGAAGCUGGUAGUGGUACUAAUCAUCAGUAUAGUUGAUGAUGUUUAACUUUUGCGCUAGUAUGGUUGUGAACUGUGAAUCUGGAAGGUGGGAAGUGUUUGUGAACUGUUAAGUAGUAUGGCAGACUCUUAAGUAUCACAGAGACUUAAUUAAUCUAGUAUGUCUCUGAAGUAUAUCAACUGUCUAGAUGCAGGACAGCUAUGCUUUGUUGCAGUGUUUAUAUUCUGAUGCUGCAAUGA